Zophobas morio is the source of this 1908-nucleotide messenger RNA. Its product is annotated as zinc finger protein 142-like. NCBI's taxonomy places the organism in Eukaryota, Metazoa, Arthropoda, Insecta, Coleoptera, Tenebrionidae. The record is from RefSeq and is a predicted model, not a curated record. The transcript is spliced from 3 exons. Gene Ontology annotation, molecular function: DNA-binding transcription factor activity, RNA polymerase II-specific; RNA polymerase II transcription regulatory region sequence-specific DNA binding. Bases 227 to 1867 code for a protein of 546 amino acids. Gene Ontology annotation, biological process: regulation of transcription by RNA polymerase II.
UUGUCCAAUUGACUCGAUAUUACAACGUGUACAUCCUUACCUUACGUUCUGGAAGUAAAAAAUGACAAUAAACGUGUAUAACGUGCUGCAUAAUCUCGAUCUCUUUAAUUUUCCACCAACAUGAUACAAAUAAAGUAAAAACUACCAAGAUUGUGAGGUUAUGUGGAAACAAUUUGAAUUGUUUUUAAUUUAUUAAUUUACCGGCAUCAGUUUCAGACUAGUUGAAAUGGAAACACUGGAAUAUUCCGUAGCUUACAUGGCACACAAGAAGUCUUCCCUGAUAAUGAACCACAUUCGCCGUCAUCAGUCAUCCUUGGUAUUUUUUACCUGUGGAAACCCUCUUGAUUCUUACCAUUGCAAAGACUGCGAUUUUCAAACCGAACUAACGUUGCCUUUCAAGCGACAUAUUAAAGACCGUCACGGAAUAAAACAAGAAAACAAUGACGAUUUAAGUGUACAAGAUAACAUUCAAAAGUACGUUUGUGGAAAGUGCGGCUUUGAGACGCAUUUUUCGCUUAAAUGGUUACGUCACAUGAGAGAGUGUCCUUACAAAACUAAAGAACAACCAAAUUUGAAACAGCAUAUUCAGCGGCAUCGUGGAGAUGAAAAAGACAUCAGGUGGUACAAGUGUGAAAAUUGCGAAUACAAAAACAAAUAUCGCUCAUCAUUAAACAGACACAUAAAAAUGCGGCAUUUAAACAAAGGGCAUCAAUGCCCUGUGUGUCCUUACAGGACCCUAGGCAAAGCCGAUUUGAAAAAGCACAUUAACGCACGGCAUGUGGACGACCUCGACGCCAAAUGGUACGAAUGUGAACAAUGCUCAUAUAGAUGUAAACGCAAGACAUAUUUGACGAGACACGUGAACUUUUUUCAUAUGGAUGAAAAGGACGCCAAAUGGUAUGAAUGCGAACAUUGUCCAUACAAGACUAGAUAUAGUUCGAACUUUAAGAAACACGUGGAAAGCCAGCAUUUUAGUGGGAAAAGUAUCACGUGGUAUCACUGCACCAAGUGUUCAUUUAAAACAAAACACGAGGGGGUUUUACAGAAACACGUGGACGCGUCGCGUUUGAACGAACACGACAUGAAUUGGUACGAUUGUGAACAAUAUGAAAAGGACGCCAAGUGGUACGAAUGCCAACAUUGUCCAUACAAGACUAGAGAUCGGUCGAAUUUAACGAGACACGUGAACGGGCGGCAUUUGAAUGAGGAAAGUAUCACGUGGUAUCAGUGCAAGGAGUGUCAAUUUAAAACCAAAUAUAGCAAUAGUUUACAGAAGCACGUGAAUGCGCGGCAUUUGAGAGGCGAAGAUAUCACGUGGUAUCAGUGCGAGGAGUGUCCAUUUAAAUCAAAACACGUGGUGCUUUUACGUAAACACGUGAAUGUGCGACAUUUGGACGGAGACAGUAUCAAAUGGUACGACUGUGACAAGUGCCAAUACAAAGCCCAGUAUCUCUCAUCUUUAAAGAAACACAUAAAUGCGCGACAUUUGGACAAAGACGAAAUCAAGUGGCACCAGUGCAAUGAGUGUUCCUUCAGGAGCAAAGCAAAAAGCAGUUUGAAAACUCACAUUAACGUACGACAUCUGGACGACCAGAACGCGAAAUGGUACGAAUGCAAACAGUGCCCAUUUAAAAAUAAAUGUUACAAAUCUCUAACCAAACACGUGAACGCUUGUCAUGUGGACGAAAAGGACCGCAAGUGGUACGAAUGCCAGCAGUGUCCAUACAAGUCUAGAGAUAGUUCGACUUUAAGAAGGCACGUGAGAACCCGUCAUUCGAAUUUAAAACAAAACGAACAAAUAAAGUAUAAGGUGACACAAAAUGCAAUAGAGAUUAAACAUUUAGUUGAAAAUGAUAUUAAGGUAUAAGAGUGCGAAAAGUGUACUUUUAACACUAAGAACAAAAGUAA